AAGAAUGCUUGAAAUACACUUCGUUCUUGGGAUGAACCUAAUGGAGUAACCCUAUGGGCAGAGUGAUGGCUCGCUAACAUCGUUGUUUCGCGGUUAUCGAACUCGGAGGAUCACAAGCUAUGCCGCAAUCUGAUACUAUUUCGCUAUGUUCCUGUCCCGCCAGUUCUCAUCCCACCAGUUUCGGAUAGACUGGAUAGAGGAGACUGUUUCGACGGUGAUUCGGGUGGUAUCAAAGAAGGUUGGAUGCACGAAGCAACAUGUUGGACCUGGCGGGAGCGGCAAUGGGCAAAAUAGCUCGGUUGGCAUGAAGAACCCACAGCGGAAGACAAGUACGGACAGCUAGAGUCGAAACCUUGGGCUGCUGGUAUAUGUAGUCUUAUUGCACAUAACCCCAACCGCUACCAGUUUCAGUGAAUUACAACACAUC
Molecule: messenger RNA, 427 nt
Organism: Neurospora tetrasperma FGSC 2508
Lineage: Eukaryota; Fungi; Ascomycota; Sordariomycetes; Sordariales; Sordariaceae
Exons: 1
Coding region: 146-343 (65 amino acids)
Source: RefSeq, a predicted model, not a curated record